UACACAUGUAGACCAAAAUGCCCUAACCCACUGCACAAUCACUGAAAUUAACUAAAUCUAACCGGUUAAAAAAAUGGUAAAACCAUUAAAAGGAAAGUAGGAGAAAAUUACAGCGGCUGCCGUAUUUUUAAGCUAGCGGUGGAGUGGUCCUCCGAAUUUUGAUGUCAUUGCUCUGGUUUGUACUUGGCCAACUAGCUGAGAUUGAAUCCAUGGGUAGUUCGAAGAAAAUUAUAACAAAAGAGGAGUGGGAGAAAAAGCUCAAUGAUGUAAAGAUUAGGAAAGAAGACAUGAAUAAAUUGGUAAUGAACUUCCUGGUGACUGAGGGUUAUGUUGAUGCAGCUGAGAAAUUCCGAAAGGAAUCUGGGACAGAACCUGACAUUGAUUUGGCAACUAUAACUGAUCGGAUGGCAGUUAAGAAGGCAGUGCAGUGUGGUAAUGUGGAGGAUGCAAUUGAAAAAGUUAAUGAUUUGAACCCUGAGAUAUUGGAUACAAAUCCCCAGCUCUUUUUUCAUCUUCAACAACAAAGGUUGAUAGAAUUGAUCAGAAAUGGAAAAGUCGCUGAAGCUUUAGAAUUUGCUCAGGAGGAACUUGCUCCAAGAGGAGAGGAAAAUGACAUUUUGCAGCAAAGCUUUUUGGAAGAGUUGGAGAGGACUGUUUCCCUAUUAGCUUUUGAAGAUGUGAAUAACUGCCCUGUUGCUGAGCUUCUGGAUAUAUCCCAGCGCCUUAAGACUGCAAGUGAAGUGAAUGCAGCAAUUCUUACCAGCCAAAGCCAUGAAAAAGAUCCCAAGCUCCCAAGUUUGUUAAAGAUGCUGAUCUGGGCACAAAACCAACUUGAUGAGAAGGCUGCUUAUCCUCGCAUAAAUGAUAUAUCUACUGCCACCCUUGAAGAUCCUGGUGUUUGAAGGACAUGGAAACUCCUUGAUUGUUGAUUGAAGUUAUGCCCAUCUGGAGGCACUGCUCAUUCAACGGUACGACAGCAAAGAGCUGCAAUAUGGUGUAUCUUGGACGAAAGUAGUUGGUCAGUCAUUCAUGGAUGUCAUUUUCAUUAAUUUAUACUACUUUACUAGGGUAAUAGGUCUCUCCACAGAAAGCCUUGCGGCAGCACAAACUUGGUGUACAGCCAAUGGAAACAGUCACGUAUUGCUCCGUUCUGUUCCGAAUGUGGAUUCUUUGCCAAUCUCAUGUAUAAUAAAUGAUACUCCUUGUGUCCACUUUCCUUUACAGUAUCAUUAAUGAUGAAUUUAGUUUGUUAUCUAGUAGUACAACA
Messenger RNA from Coffea arabica (coffee), 1267 nucleotides. RefSeq names its product protein GID8 homolog. Gene Ontology annotation, molecular function: protein binding. The record is from RefSeq and is a predicted model, not a curated record. NCBI's taxonomy places the organism in Eukaryota, Viridiplantae, Streptophyta, Magnoliopsida, Gentianales, Rubiaceae.